Messenger RNA from Mixia osmundae IAM 14324, 1092 nucleotides. RefSeq lists its product as uncharacterized. Gene Ontology annotation, molecular function: water channel activity. Gene Ontology annotation, biological process: transmembrane transport. The transcript is spliced from 5 exons. Gene Ontology annotation, cellular component: plasma membrane. NCBI's taxonomy places the organism in Eukaryota, Fungi, Basidiomycota, Mixiomycetes, Mixiales, Mixiaceae. The coding region runs from base 1 to 1092 and encodes 363 amino acids. The record is from RefSeq and is a predicted model, not a curated record.
AUGACAGUGACAGCUAAGUUGCUCACCGCUGCCGAGCAGAUCAGCAGUAUCAAAUCUCUCCAGGGCGCACCUGUGCUCAUGAAGCAGUCAUCGAUGCCCAAUCUGACUUAUCGCGAGCUCUUCGAACUAUCAGUGGCGCAAGGCAUCAGUCUACUCGUCGCACUCCUCAUUACAGCGCUCUUCAAUCCGACCAUCUCGCUCGCGCUAUGUUUCUGCGGCGUCAUCAAGCCUACGCGCGCUGUCAUCUUGUCCACUGCCCAAUUUGUGGCUGCCAUCGCCGGUGCUGCACUUGUGGCCGGCCUGACCGCCUCGAGCGGGGUCGACUCGGUCGUUGCGCGGAGUCACGAAGCGAUCGGAUUGGCGCAGGCCGUGUUUAUCGAGUCAACACUCACAACCAUCUUCGUCCUCGCAGUGUUAUUCCAAACUGCCGAACCUGUCUCAAGCCAUCGCACUGCAACAAGUGUUGCCCUGGCCUACACAGGCUGCCUCCUGCCUGCCAUAUAUUGGACUGCGACCUCACUCAACCCAGCUCGCACGCUCGCGACUGCACUGAUCUCAAAUGACUGGCCAAUCGAAACCUGGACAUACAUACUCGGCGACGUCAUAGGCGUCAUCGUAGCCUGUGUCCUACGCCGGGCGUUAGUCGCCGUAUCGCCCUACACCUCACUCUUACUUGUCGAGCGUGUACCAGCAGAGCAGAUCAGUAAAACCAGAGCGCAGAUGCGCUCAACACGAUUGACACACUUGCAACGGACCGCUUUGCUUGCCGCUGGCACGACGGUCGAUCUUCUCGAUCAAGCAGAACGUGCUCUGACCGAAGCCACCCUGUCGUCACCUCUGCACGACGAGGCACGCGACUCGACAGGAGCAACACGGGAAUCGGCCCCUUCUCCACCGAUCACUGGAGCACCAACGGAACAGGUGAAGCUCCUACCUGCGCCAGACAUUGACAUGCAGCAGCCCAUCAGCUCGCCAGCUCGUCAAGGGCUGACUGAGGUCAUGCCGACCGAUGUCGAACGGGAUCGACUGAGCAUAGAGCUUCGGUCGGACGUACUGUCUACCAUCUCAGAAAAGACGGCCGAGCAGGUUUAG